This is a messenger RNA of Seminavis robusta, 1152 nucleotides long. NCBI's taxonomy places the organism in Eukaryota, Bacillariophyta, Bacillariophyceae, Naviculales, Naviculaceae. The record is from the annotation of a GenBank genome assembly.
AUGGCGUCGACGCUGAGGCUGAGGCUGCUACCGAGGUUGUCUACUACUAGUAGGCAACGCUGCUUUCCUCUUAACACUAGUAGGAAGGCUUGCUAUGUGCGCUUUCAAAGCUCUUUUUCGUCAGAAGAUGACAAGGAAGAAGACCUUCCAACGAGCGUCAAACCAGAACUGCCAUCAAUUACGUCGCUGCCAGAUGCGACACUACGAGGGGUGGGCCAAGUGAUCUUUCUUAAUUCAACCACUUCAGGCCUGGCUGUCUUGGGUGGCCUGGCCAUUGGCAACCCUUAUCUUGCGGUUCUAGCAGCAACGGGAGCGGCAACAGCCACCACAGCAGCUCAUUUCUCAGGGCUCGAUAAAGCAGCUCUCCAAGAUGGUCUCUUUGGAUACAAUGGAUGUCUGGUCGGUUGUGCAGCUGCAGUGUUUAUCAAUCCACUUCCUGCUGCAUCACUGUUAUCGCCCAUUGCUUUGAACGCCGCCACUGCCGGCAUGACCACGACAAUCUUGGGGUCGGCUGCAACACCCUUUGUAGCGUCUGCCCUCAAACCAGCCUUGGGAUCAGUACCUCAGUUCACCCUUGCCUUUAAUAUGGUCACACUGUCCGUUCUCUUGCGGACAAAACCGCUAUUGGCAGCAGAAGAACCCACUGCUACAGAAGGGGCUGCAGAUGCUGCUGAGGCUGUCACGGCCCUGACGGAUGUUCUGAUUCAUGCGCCCUGGAAAGGAAUUUCUCAAAUAUUUGUGGUCGAAUCGUCCCUUGCCGGUGCUGCCAUUGUUGGUGGCAUUGCCUACUAUUCUAGGGGUCUUGCUGCUCAUACAUUGUUGGGUUCUUCUAUUGGUGCCGCCACUGGUGCGCUAAUGGGAGCCGACAUGGCUUCGCUAGCCAUGGGACUGUAUGGAUUCAAUUCGGCGUUGACCAGUCUAGGCGUUGGUGUCUUUUAUGUGCAUUCACCUCAAGUCAUGGCACUAAGUGCAGGAGGAGCAGCGGCGACAGCAGUUGUGUUUGGGGCCAUGGGAGACUUGUUUGGCGCAUAUGGCUCACCCUGUUUGACCCUGCCGUUCUGUCUCACCAUGUCCGGUUGCUACUUGUUGGCGGACACCAUGCCUGGGUUGAAAUUGGCAGAGGCCCCACAUUCGCCUGAGAGGAACGAAUAG